AUGUCUAAUCAAAUGACAGAUAGUACGAGUGCUGGAAGUGGCACUGAACAUUCCGUCGACACUAAUACCGCAUUAAAAGCCGGUAGUCCCAAUGACCUUAAGGUAUCGCAUGAAGAGGAUUUGAAUGACCUUGAAAAGACAGCCGAAGAAACCUUACAACAAAAGCCAGCAAAGGAAUACAUAUUUGUUUCAUUAUGUUGUGUUAUGGUUGCCUUUGGUGGUUUCGUUUUCGGUUGGGAUACUGGUACCAUUUCUGGUUUUGUUAACCAAACUGAUUUCCUUAGAAGAUUCGGUCAAGAAAAGGCCGAUGGUUCUCACUACUUGUCCAAUGUUAGAACUGGUUUGAUUGUUUCCAUUUUCAAUAUUGGUUGUGCCGUUGGUGGUAUUGUUUUGUCUAACAUCGGUGAUAGAUGGGGUCGUAGAAUUGGUUUGAUUACCGUUAUUAUAAUCUAUGUUAUUGGUAUCAUUAUUCAAAUUGCAUCUGUGGACAAAUGGUACCAAUAUUUCAUUGGUAGAAUUAUUUCUGGUUUAGGUGUUGGUGGUAUCACAGUUUUGUCGCCAAUGUUGAUUUCGGAAACCGCUCCUAAACAUUUAAGAGGUACUUUGGUCUCAUGUUACCAAUUGAUGAUUACUUUUGGUAUUUUCUUGGGUUACUGUACUAACUACGGUACCAAGAACUACUCUAACUCUGUCCAAUGGAGAGUUCCAUUAGGUCUAUGUUUCGCUUGGGCCAUCUUUAUGGUUCUUGGUAUGAUGUUUGUUCCAGAAUCUGCAAGAUUCUUGGUUGAAACUGAUCAAAUUGAAGAGGCCAGAAAAUCUUUGGCAAAGACCAACAAAGUUUCUAUUGACGAUCCUGUUGUGAAAUAUGAGCUCCUAAAGAUCCAAUCCAGUAUCGAAUUGGAAAAGGCUGCAGGUAACGCAUCAUGGGGUGAAUUGAUUACCGGUAAGCCAAGUAUGUUCAGACGUACUUUAAUGGGUAUUAUGAUUCAAUCUCUGCAACAAUUGACUGGUGAUAACUAUUUCUUCUAUUACGGUACCACAAUUUUCCAAUCUGUCGGUAUGGACGAUUCUUUCGAAACUUCGAUCGUCUUGGGUAUCGUGAACUUCGCUUCUACCUUCUUUGCUUUAUACACAGUUGAUCAUUUCGGUCGUCGUAACUGUCUAUUAUACGGUUGUGUUGGUAUGGUUGCAUGUUACGUUGUUUAUGCAUCUGUUGGUGUUACAAGAUUAUGGCCAGACGGUCCAGAUCAUCCUGAUAUUUCUUCCAAGGGUGCUGGUAACUGUAUGAUUGUCUUUGCGUGCUUUUAUAUCUUCUGUUUCGCUACUACUUGGGCUCCAAUCGCAUACGUGGUUAUCUCCGAAUCCUAUCCACUUAGAGUUAAGGGUAAGGCAAUGGCUAUCGCUUCCGCCUCGAACUGGAUCUGGGGUUUCCUGAUUGGGUUCUUCACACCAUUUAUUACAUCUGCUAUUCACUUCUACUACGGUUACGUCUUUAUGGGUUGUAUGGUAUUCGCCUUCUUCUACGUCUACUUCUUCGUUCCUGAAACCAAGGGUCUAACUUUGGAAGAAGUUAAUGAAAUGUACUCUGAAGGUGUCCUACCAUGGAAAUCUUCAUCAUGGGUCCCAUCUUCAAGAAGAGGUGCAGAGUACGAUGUCGAUGCUUUGCAACAUGACGACAAGCCAUGGUACAAGGCUAUGUUGUAA
This is a messenger RNA of Kluyveromyces lactis, 1704 nucleotides long. Its product is annotated as sugar porter family MFS transporter. The coding region runs from base 1 to 1704 and encodes 567 amino acids. The record is from RefSeq and is a predicted model, not a curated record. The transcript has a single exon. Gene Ontology annotation, cellular component: plasma membrane. Gene Ontology annotation, biological process: transmembrane transport; carbohydrate transport. Lineage: Eukaryota; Fungi; Ascomycota; Saccharomycetes; Saccharomycetales; Saccharomycetaceae. Gene Ontology annotation, molecular function: carbohydrate:proton symporter activity.